Molecule: messenger RNA, 2078 nt
Organism: Lipotes vexillifer (Yangtze River dolphin)
Lineage: Eukaryota; Metazoa; Chordata; Mammalia; Artiodactyla; Lipotidae
Gene: PDE7A
Product: phosphodiesterase 7A
Exons: 13
Coding region: 157-1530 (457 amino acids)
Biological process (GO): signal transduction
Molecular function (GO): 3',5'-cyclic-nucleotide phosphodiesterase activity
Source: RefSeq, a predicted model, not a curated record
CCUUGUUUGAAGGCAGCUGCGGGAGGUUCAAGGCAGGCAGUGUCCCCUCUCUUCUGCCUCGGGACAGCUGGUUAUUGUCAGAUCCUAACAAAUCUUCCUUGCUCAUUGCUCUCUGGGAGAGGAGGGAGGCUAUGCAGGGGGCUUUUCAUUGAUCCAAUGGGAAUUACAUUGAUCUGGUGUCUGGCCUUGGUUCUUAUCAAGUGGAUCGCCUCUAAGAGGCGUGGAGCUAUCUCCUAUGACAGCUCUGAUCAGACUGCGUUGUACAUUCGUAUGCUAGGAGAUGUACGCGUAAGGAGUCGAGCCGGAUUUGAAUCAGAAAGAAGAGGUUCUCAUCCAUAUAUUGAUUUUCGUAUUUUUCACGCUCAAUCUGAAAUCGAAGUUUCUGUGUCUGCAAGGAAUAUCAGAAGGUUACUAAGUUUCCAGCGGUAUCUUAGAUCGUCACGCUUUUUCCGUGGUACCAGCGUUUCGAAUUCUCUAAACAUUUUAGAUGAUGAUUAUAAUGGACAAGCCAAGUGUAUGCUGGAAAAAGUUGGAAAUUGGAAUUUUGAUAUCUUUCUAUUUGAUAGACUAACAAAUGGAAAUAGUCUAGUAAGUUUAACCUUUCAUUUAUUUAGUCUUCAUGGAUUAAUUGAGUACUUCCAUUUAGAUAUGAUGAAACUUCGUAGAUUUUUAGUUAUGAUCCAGGAAGAUUACCACAGUCAAAACCCUUACCACAAUGCAGUCCACGCUGCAGAUGUUACUCAGGCCAUGCACUGUUACCUAAAAGAACCUAAGCUUGCCAAUUCUGUAACUCCUUGGGACGUCUUGCUGAGCUUAAUUGCAGCUGCCACUCAUGAUCUGGAUCAUCCAGGUGUUAAUCAACCUUUCCUUAUUAAAACUAACCAUUACUUGGCAACUUUAUACAAGAAUACCUCAGUACUGGAAAAUCACCACUGGAGAUCUGCAGUGGGUUUAUUGAGAGAAUCCGGUUUAUUCUCACAUAUGCCAUUAGAAAGCAGACAACAGAUGGAGGCUCAGAUAGGUGCUCUGAUCCUGGCCACGGACAUCAGCCGGCAGAACGAGUACCUGUCCUUGUUUAGGGCCCAUCUGGACAAAGGCGACUUACGUCUGGAAGACAUCAGGCAUAGGCAUUUGGUUUUACAGAUGGCUUUGAAAUGUGCAGAUAUUUGUAACCCAUGUCGGACCUGGGAAUUAAGCAAGCAGUGGAGUGAAAAAGUAACAGAGGAGUUCUUCCAUCAAGGAGACAUAGAGAAAAAGUAUCAUCUGGGUGUGAGUCCACUUUGUGAUCGUCAGACCGAAUCUAUUGCCAACAUCCAGAUUGGUUUUAUGACGUAUCUCGUGGAGCCUCUGUUCACAGAAUGGGCCCGGUUCUCCAACACCAGGCUGUCCCAGACAAUGCUCGGACACGUGGGGCUGAACAAAGCCAGCUGGAAGGGACUGCAGCGAGAACAGUCCAGCAGCGAGGACGCUGAUGCUGCAUUUGAGGAGCUGAACUCACAGUUAUUACCUCAGGAGAACCGGUUAUCCUAACCGCCCCCCCGGCCCCCCCCCCCUGCCAAGUCAGUGGGCAGACUGCCUCUGGAGCUCGUUAGAAAUGUGAAUGGGGUCUUGAGGUGAGAGAACUUUACUCUUGACUGCCGAGGGAAGUGAAUGACGCCAGCAUUAUUUAUUUCCAGGAUUUCCUCUGUUGGAUCAUUUGAACCCACUUUUUAAUUAUAAGACCCGAACAUACAGCAAUAUGCAUUUGGCUUUCGUGUGAAACCUUGAAUAUGCAAAGCCCAGCGGGAGCAAACCGAAGGGAAUAACAAAGUUUUGCAGGAAGUUUUGCGGUGGCCCUCGUGCUUCUCGAAGCAUCAUGAAACUUGAACCGAAGCCUUCAGCAGAAAUCUUUGGAAUUUAACCCGUCUGAUGCAACAGUGUGUAUCUGUACCUUCCACUAAGUUCUCUCGGAGAAAAUGGAAAUGUGAAGUGCCCAGCCUCUGCGCCUCUGGCCAGACUCGAUGUUUACACACCAACUCUGAAAUACUGGUUCUCAAUCCGCCUUGGAGCACGAUUUUGAAGGAACCACUAAGAAUUUU